Molecule: messenger RNA, 1591 nt
Organism: Exaiptasia diaphana
Lineage: Eukaryota; Metazoa; Cnidaria; Anthozoa; Actiniaria; Aiptasiidae
Product: fibroblast growth factor receptor 1
Biological process (GO): protein phosphorylation; positive regulation of kinase activity; multicellular organism development
Cellular component (GO): signaling receptor complex
Molecular function (GO): protein binding; ATP binding; transmembrane receptor protein tyrosine kinase activity
Source: RefSeq, a predicted model, not a curated record
UCUUAAAUGCAUAAUAUGGGGAACUGUGAAGUAUUUUAUUGUAUUAUGCUUGCAGGCCUUGAACCAGAAACAUCAUAUGUCGCAAGGGUUAUAGCAAUAAACGAUAAUGGAAGAGGGUUGGAAAGUGAUAAAAUUGAUAUCAAAACAGAAGCCAAACAACUUCCAAAGUGGGCCAUUGCAGUAAUAGUCAUAGUGGUCUUUGUAUUUCUCUUGGUUAUUAUUUUGGUCUUCCUUUGUUAUCGUCGUCGAAAGAAACGGAUUGCAGCAGCACGAGCUGAGAUGACAAUGAAAAGGCUAGAUAAGAUGAAGGAAUCAUAUCCCAAAUCCUAUUUCAACCUCGGCAACUCGUUUACCAUAUCUGAAAAAUGCACAGUUUUCUCCAGAGAAAGAUUUGCUUUGCUGUACGAGGUUGGGUCGGGGGAGUUUGGUGUCGUUUAUAGAGGACAACUGCUGAAUGACAACAACGAAUUUAUCGACUGUGCCGUGAAAACAUAUAAAGAAACAGCUAGUGAUGAAGACGUACGUGAUUUAUACCAGGAGCUAGAUAUCAUGGUGAACCUUGGACGUCAUAAGAACCUUGUCAACGUUAUAGGUGCCUGCGAAGAACCUGGCAAGAGAAAAGGUAGAGAUCAACUGUAUCUGUUAGUGGAAUUUGCGCAACAUGGCUCGUUAAUUAGCUACUUGAAGGAACAUCGAGAGAAUCCAACAGAGAAUCCUGAAUUUGAACUCCAUUAUAUGAAUCGGUUAAAGCUUGCUCAUGGUGUAGCUAGAGGAAUGGCUUUUUUAGCUAGUAAAAGGUGCGUUCAUAGAGAUUUAGCAGCGAGGAACGUUUUACUUGGUGAUAGAUUUGUUGCCAAGGUAGCUGACUUUGGGUUGUCACGUGACAUCUACGAAACGGUUGGUCCUUUGGAGUACUUUUGUGGGAAAUAGAAACUAAAGGAUUGAUGCCACAUGGUGCAUUAUCCUUCAAAGAUCUUGUUCACAAGCAAAAAGAAGGGUACCGAUUAGAACAACCCGCAGGAACUCCAGAUAAGCUAUAUCGACUGAUGGGAAUCUGCUGGUCGGCAGAUCCUAAAAAGCGUCCAACGUUUUCUCAACUCUGCAAACUACUAGAUGUUCUGAAAACUGAACAAAAGCAAGAAGAACACCGACUAAGCAGUGCUAAUUCAUUGACAAAGAAAACAGUUGGGUUAAAAUUAGAAUCUCCAGGAGAAUCCUUCAAUUCAGCAAUGUGAAUAUUAUGGUUCCUUGGAAAUAUCCAACAUUCAUGAUCUUACACUUUGUACCAUGUCACUUCACACCAUGUCAAAACAUUGCAACAUCAAUUGUAAUUAUAUAUAGAAAUUCUAACUUAUUCAAUCGUAACUUAGUAUUGCUGAAACGCCCUAAUAGUAAAUUUAACCUAUUUUUGCUAAAACGGUCUAAGGGCUGUACUUAAUUGCUCUUCAUACAGACGCCGUAUUUGGAAAUGCUGCAUAUCUUAAAAGGAUAGUUAUAAUACAUCAUGCUACAAUAUUGUUAUAUAUGUAUUAUAUAUUGUUGAGAUAUCAUCACAUUGAAAAUAAAAAUGCUAUGUUUGCUUUGUAUCAAA